AUGCAUCCUUUGUUCCUCCUCUGCGUCACGGUGACCGUCUCCGUCUCCUUGGCGCGCCCUCACCUCGAUCCUCGCUCGUCGGAAAUGGUCGACUUCGUUAACAAAGCCAACACCACCUGGAGGGCCGGCCUCAACUUUCAUAAUGUUGACCUGAGCUAUGUGAAGGGCCUGUGUGGGACCAUACUGAAUGGACCCAAGCUGCCAGAAGUGGUUCAUGAUAUUGAAGGCAUAAAGCUUCCUGACAGCUUUGACCCACGGCAGCAGUGGCCCAACUGUCCCACUCUCCAGCAGGUCAGAGACCAGGGCAACUGUGGAUCCUGCUGGGCCUUUGGGGCAGCUGAAGCCAUAUCUGACAGGCUGUGUAUCCAAAGCGGAGGUAAAGUUUCUCUGGAGAUCUCCGCUGAAGAUCUGCUCUCCUGUUGUGAUGAAUGUGGCAUGGGAUGUUAUGGGGGGUAUCCCUCAGCAGCUUGGGACUUCUGGACAAGCAAAGGACUUGUGACAGGAGGCUUGUACGGCUCCAAUAUUGGCUGCAGACCCUACAGCAUCCCUCCCUGUGAACAUCAUGUCAACGGAAGUCGUCCUCCCUGUCAGGGCGAACAGGACACUCCCAAGUGUGUGCAGCAGUGCAUUGAUGGGUACUCACCAUCGUACCCGAAGGACAAAAACCUGGGCAAACGCUCGUACAGCGUCCCGUCCCAGCAGGAGCAGAUCAUGACUGAGCUGUAUAAGAACGGCCCUGUGGAAGCGGCUUUUAGCGUCUACGAGGAUUUCCUGCAGUAUAAGGCUGGUGUGUAUCAGCAUGUGAAGGGGGACAUGCUUGGAGGGCAUGCCAUUAAGCUCCUGGGCUGGGGGGAAGAAGAUGGCACCCCAUACUGGCUGGCUGCAAACUCCUGGAACAGUGACUGGGGAGACAAAGGUUUCUUCAAGAUCAAACGUGGAAACGAUGAAUGUGGGAUUGAAUCCGAGGUGGUCGCAGGAACACCACUGAACUGA
This is a messenger RNA of Nematolebias whitei (Rio pearlfish), 993 nucleotides long. RefSeq names its product cathepsin B-like. The record is from RefSeq and is a predicted model, not a curated record. Gene Ontology annotation, cellular component: lysosome. NCBI's taxonomy places the organism in Eukaryota, Metazoa, Chordata, Actinopteri, Cyprinodontiformes, Rivulidae. The transcript is spliced from 9 exons. Bases 1 to 993 code for a protein of 330 amino acids. Gene Ontology annotation, biological process: regulation of catalytic activity. Gene Ontology annotation, molecular function: cysteine-type endopeptidase activity.